This is a messenger RNA of Lasiosphaeria miniovina, 906 nucleotides long. RefSeq lists its product as uncharacterized. Lineage: Eukaryota; Fungi; Ascomycota; Sordariomycetes; Sordariales; Lasiosphaeriaceae. The transcript is spliced from 2 exons. The record is from RefSeq and is a predicted model, not a curated record. Bases 1 to 906 code for a protein of 301 amino acids.
AUGGCAACGGCCCUGGACUUCCGCCGCCGCCGCCGCGAGGAAGCAAACCUUCUUGUGACAGUCAGCUCUCUCAACAAAGCCCUCGUGUCGGCAGAUUCCAAUGCCUCGGCUAUGUUUGAGCAACUGCUGUCGUCGAUCAGCCAGCUGCGGUCUUCAGCGGAAUCGCUCUCGAGUGCACUCGUACAUGCCCAGGCCUCGGCCUCUAGUGCCAUAUCGGCUGUCGAGGCCUCUGCUGCCUCUGCUGUGUCUGCCGCCCGAGAAUCCAUCGCGUCGGUUCCUGCCGUCGAGACAAGCUCGACAACACUUCAGACACAGGUCGAUUCCAGAGUACAGGCCGCGCAAAGCAAUGCGGUGACUGUAGCCCAAACUGCGGUUGCCGUCGUCGCCUCCGUCAUCGGCUCGUCCAUCUUCUCGCUUCUCGGGUUCUACCUCUUCAUCCGACACCGACGCGCGAAGCUGAAGCAGCAGGAGGAGGAGCAGGAAGUCAAUGCUGCGCUGGAUCGCGCCAUCGUCAGCUACAUCGUGAAGGAGCACCCGAGCCCGACACAGACAGACCGGCAGGGGACGGAAGACAUGGGGAGGAGCGAGAGCCACAACUCGGCCUCAGGCUCCCAGGGCCCGCCAAUGGUGGACAUGCCGCGGAGCCUGACAGAGUGGCAACUAUCCACGCAACUACCCACUCAGUUGCCGGGAAUGCCCGCCAGCAUGUACGGGUACACGAUGGACCAGCCCAUCGAGCGAGUCGCUUCCACUUCAACCGGCCGGCCAGAACCCAGGCCACGGGUUUCUCCUGGGCCAUCCUUCGAGGCUGGGCCGUACGCUUCGAGGCAGUCGUCGACUCUUGGGAAUCCCUCGCCCAAGCGAAGAGACUCGAACUGGCCCCUGACAGGGUCCACAUGGCUUUGA